This is a messenger RNA of Pteropus alecto (black flying fox), 1565 nucleotides long. RefSeq names its product sosondowah ankyrin repeat domain family member D (gene SOWAHD). The transcript has a single exon. The record is from RefSeq and is a predicted model, not a curated record. Gene Ontology annotation, molecular function: protein binding. Bases 59 to 1006 code for a protein of 315 amino acids. Lineage: Eukaryota; Metazoa; Chordata; Mammalia; Chiroptera; Pteropodidae.
UUCCUCUCCCGUUGGGGCUCGCUAGACACGGGGACCGCGACGGCGGAGCUGCAGGACCAUGGCCGAGUCCCGCGGAGCCGCGACCCAGGCGCCCAGGGCCUCCCUGGCACCCAGCGCGCAGAGCCUGCGCUGCGCCCCGCAGCCCCGCCCCUCGAGAGUGGACGCCGGCAGCCUCGGCAGGUACCCGGGCAGCGCCGCCGCCUCCCGAGAGCCCCCCUUCCACGGCUCGCUGAUGCUCUCGGGAACCGGCGCGGUGCGCCGACGGGGAGCGCUGAGGGAGCUGCUGGGGCUGCAGGGAGCAGCUUCCGCUGGGCGGCUGUCUGAGGAGCGCGCCGAGGAGCAGCCCGCGGGCGGAUCGAAUGUUACAGGCGGCAGCAGGCUGUGCCUGGAGCCUCGAGAGCACGCGUGGAUACUGGCGGCCGCCGAGGGCCGCUUUGAGGCGCUGCGGGAGCUGCUGGAAGCCGAGCCUGGGUUGCUGCUGCGAGGCGACCCGAUCACCGGCUACUCUCUACUGCAUUGGCUGGCCAAGCACGGGCGCCACGAGGAGCUCAUCCUGGUGCACGACUUCGCCCAGCGCCGGGGAUUGCAGCUCGAAGUGAGCGCCCCGGGGAGCGGCGGCCUCACGCCCCUUCACCUGGCGGCCCUGCAGGGCCACGACCUGGUCAUCAAGGUGCUAGUGGGCGCCUUGGGGGCUGACCCCACACGCCGCGACCACAGCGGCCACCGGGCCUGCUACUACCUGCGGCCCGACGCGCCCCAGAGCCUUCGGGAGCUGUCGGGGGCCGAGGAGUGGGAGACCGCGGGCGGCGGCGAACGGAACAACGCCAAUAACAACAGCAGCGGAGCUGCGGCGUGGACGCUUCGAAAGACUCCACACGCAGUGGGCGCGACGGCAGUGGAGACAACGGCGAGAGCUACGGCGUCGCCCGGCAAGGAGAAGGACAGCCGGGUAGCGCGAAUUCAAAAUUUUUUUCGCCAAAUGUUCCUCUUUUUCAAGGACCGUUGAGGGUGACAUAGACUGGAGAGCGAGGAGGGACUGCAACCCUGCGGCGAGGUCUCAGUGGUGGGUUGUUCCUGGUCCCACCAAAGGGGCGGUGCCUCGAACGGGACCCAGUGUGCUGGGCCUACACAGACCAUCUCUGGGUCUGUCUCAGGUCCCUGACACAGGUCUCCUGCAGCCACCGGCCCGGAGGCCUGGGGACCAGGGCGCCCCUAACCGAUAGAGAGCAAAGGCCAAGCUGUUCUGGCUCUGAAUCCCAGAAGGAGGUUGGAGCUGGAGCUGUGGUCCCGCUUAAAAGAGGGAUAGUUAAGCUUACAAUAGUAAUUUCUGAGCAGGCAGAAGCUCUGAGUUUAUUAGGAGAACAUUUGCUAGAAGAAUAAGUUAAGACUGUAAACCACUGGUGCAGAGGAAGAGCCUAACUGCAGGCUUGACUUGCCUAUUAACGGGUCACUUUGUGCCACCAGAGUCAGACCCUGGCACCCUGUUCCUGAGACAAACAGGCCUUACUGGUAUAUUUUCUAAUGUAACACGGAUGACUUCUUAAGCAUAUUAAAGUGGAAUUCUC